AUGGCUAUGCCCUGCCCUUUCACCAGCCUCCUCCUUCUCCUUGUUGUGCCCCUUUCCCAGGCUGCAAACCAGUCCCCACUGCCUCUUGGCUCCCUGCCUGCUGUCCCCACGCUGCCCCUCCUGCAGGCCCUGCAAACCCGGGCUCCAGGCAGCCCAGGCUGGCAGGUGGGGCCAGCCAGUGGGCAGCCCCUGCGCUACAUGCUGAAUCUGUACCGGCGUGCUGCUGACCGCGAAGGCCGCCCCCGCCGCAGCCGCAGCCUGGGCACCAACACCAUCCGCCUGGUCCAGGCCAGUUCCCAUGGGGGUCAGCCCUGGGCAGGUCGCUGGUAUUUGCAGGCCCUCACCUACCACAUGGAGGGCCAGCCAGAGGUCGAGCACCUCCUCAGAGCUACUGUGGUCUACCUGCCCAGUCUGUCACUGGCCCACGGUCGCCUUCUCUGCGCUCUGGAGCUGGUGAUGGCUGGCGAGGCACCCAGGGUGCUGCUCAGCCCUACUGCCCGUCCCCGCCAUGGCUGGGCCGAAGUUGACGUCACCCCUUAUCUGGUGCUGGGGAACAGCAGCGUGGGGAGCCUGGCACUGCGGCAUGUCUGCGUGCGUGCUGGCCGAGCAGGAGGCCAUGAUGCCCCCGUGGCCCCUGGCCACCCUUUCCUCCUUCUCUACCUUAAUGAUACCCAGGCAGGGUUGGCACCUCUGGCAGCAGAGCCCCACCGAUACCGACGUGAUACAGGGACAUUGGCUCAUGACCUGCCCAAGUACCUGCAGGACCAGGGAGGGGAGAAGAGUGACUGUUCCCUCCGCCCCUUCCCUGUCAGUUUUGCACAGCUGGGCUGGGACCACUGGAUCAUUGCUCCUCACCGCUAUAACCCACGCUACUGCAAGGGCACCUGUCCCCACCUGCUCCGCUAUGACUUCCACGCACCCAACCAUGCUGUGGUGCAGGGUUUUGUUCAUCAGCUGGUGGAUGCCAAUGUGCCCCGGCCCUCCUGUGUGCCCUAUCGCUACAGCCCCAUCAGUGUCCUCAUGAUUGAACGCAAUGGAGGCAUACUGUACAAGGAGUACGAGAAUAUGAUUGCAGAGUCCUGCACUUGCCGGUAA
Molecule: messenger RNA, 1095 nt
Organism: Onychostruthus taczanowskii (white-rumped snowfinch)
Lineage: Eukaryota; Metazoa; Chordata; Aves; Passeriformes; Passeridae
Gene: BMP15
Product: bone morphogenetic protein 15
Exons: 2
Coding region: 1-1095 (364 amino acids)
Biological process (GO): SMAD protein signal transduction; BMP signaling pathway
Cellular component (GO): extracellular region
Molecular function (GO): cytokine activity; growth factor activity
Source: RefSeq, a predicted model, not a curated record